Aspergillus welwitschiae is the source of this 1317-nucleotide messenger RNA. Its product is annotated as DUF3712 domain-containing protein. Gene Ontology annotation, cellular component: fungal-type vacuole membrane. Bases 1 to 1317 code for a protein of 438 amino acids. The record is from RefSeq and is a predicted model, not a curated record. NCBI's taxonomy places the organism in Eukaryota, Fungi, Ascomycota, Eurotiomycetes, Eurotiales, Aspergillaceae. The transcript has 4 exons.
AUGGACGAGAAGAAGACCUAUCUCGCCUCCAAAGAGGCCAAAUACGCCCUGGGUACUCAUCGUGGUCCUCUGCCCACUGAAGGCCUGGAAAUUGAACAUGUUGAGACGGCCAAUUCCAUCUCCUUGGAGCCGGUGAAGCGCACGCGAUCGCAGACUCUGCGUCGCCAUUGGGCUCGGUUCUGGUGUUGCUACGCAUUCUGGGGCAUUAUUUUCCUGGCGAUUUUUCUGCCCAUUUUCUUUUGCGUGAUUAUUCCCGCCAUUGCUCAGCGGGUCCUGGACAAUGGCACUCUCGUCCUUGUUCACGCCGACGUGCUCCAGCCACGCCCCAAUUCCAUCAUGCUCAGCAUCAAUUCCGCCCUGAACUUGCCCAUAAGCUUCCCUGUGCGUAUGGAUAACUUAACACUCUCACUCUUCAAUCGCUUUCUCCCGGAGAACAACACCUGGGCAAAGCUAUACAUGGACGGGGCUACAAUCAGCGGAAACACAACCCUCAGCGUGGAUGACCAGUUUACUCCAUUGGAUGUCUAUCAGUGGACACAAUAUGUUCGCAGUGUGGUCUUCGAGGCCCAUGCUCCAUUGUCCGUCAAGGCUCCCGUCACUGCAUAUAUCGGAAAACUGAAGUCCCACAUCACCUUGAACAAGGACAUUAAGCAAAACACCCUCAACUCCUUCGCCGGCUUUUCUAUAUCCGAUCCAAAACUUCUCCUUCCCGCCGAAUCCGACGGCACUAACCUGGUCGCCAACGCAACCCUUCCCAACCCUUCUGUGAUGACUCUUGAAAUCGGCAACACCACUCUUAACCUCCUCAGCGGCAACCUCACUCUCGGAAACUGCACUCUCAACAACCUCAUGCUCAGACCAGGCAACCACUCCACGCCCGUGCGAGGGAUAUUGGAUCUUGGUACACUCAUCGAAAACAUCGGCCCUAUACUAAGUGAACAAAGCGAUUCAAUCAAAGAAGGCUACUUAAGUCUCACGGCCGUCGGCGCGAACGUCGAGUACGAGGGCGUUCAGGUCCCCUACUAUACGGAAGUGAUGAAGAACCUGACCAUGACGGCGAAGGUGCCGCUAGGGUCGCUAGUCACUAAUACUCUAAGCGGCAUCUUGCACCCCAAUGGGACCAAUAUCUUCGCGGGGUUGAAUAUGACUACUGAUAGUGGGGAGACAUUUACAGUUGGUGAGGAUAAGGCGGAUGGUGGCAGUGAUGGGGCAUCGUUGGGGCGAAGGGCAUUGAAGAUGCUGGGGCAGGAAGAGAGGAGGGAUGAGGUGGUAGAUGUCUUGAAGGCUUUGAUAAAGAGGGGAGCUUACGAGAUAUGA